CUACGCGAUUACUCCAAUAAUAGAUAUAAUGACGCAGUUAGUGUGUGACGUAUCGCCCACGCAUUGUUUAUUACGCGCCCACCCCUCGAGGAGCGCGCGACAGAUUGCUAUGAAUAACGCGUUCAUUAAAUACCACCGGACCAUGCGAAGGGGUUCAUAAUCGAUGGGAUACCCUGCCGAGGGUUCAGUGGUGAUAAAGACAUGGAUGGCGAUAGUCCACCGUUGGUGUCCACCAAGAAGAGAAUUAGUCCGCCGAUCAGCUGGGGCCUCGGUCUCGUCAACAGAGACUCAUUCAAGACGGUCAAAGUGAUCUUACUGGGCCAACCCGGCGUCGGCAAGUCGGCCUUAGCCGUACGGUUCGCCACGAAACGCUUCAUAGGCGAAUACGAUUGCACGACGGACAGAAUCUACCGAGUCGACAAUCAUCUAGGAUUCUCGUGGGAAAUAGCGGAUCCUCCCGGAUCUCCACCUGGCUCCGCCGAGCCGAAAUUGCGAUGGGCCGAUGUGAUAGUUCUUGUUUAUUCGGUAACGGAUCGAGUUAGCUUCGAUGAGACUUCUCGCCUGAGGUUUUUGGUAUCGCAUGCGCGAAGAGGCAGAAAGGUGCCACCGGUCGUGUUGCUUGUGGGAAACAAGGCCGAUCUCUCCUGCUCUCCGGGUGAGCGUAUGGUGUCUGCUCUAGAAGGCCAGAAAAGGGCAAAAGAAAUCGAGGCUCACGCUUUCCACGAGAUUUCCGUAAGGGAAUCGGUUGAUCAGGUCACGGCCGUAUUCAUGAACAUAUUAAGAUUGCUGACCGAAUUGCAUAGCAGUCCAGGACAACAGCAGGCAUCUUUCAGACUGAGAGCUUGUACGACGGACGGGAACAUAGACAGUCUCCGCCAACCGUCAUCUCCAGAGUUGAGAAGAAGGUUCAGCAUUUCCGCUCGCGGAAAUUUAUUGUAAUCAUUAGACUUAAAGUCGAGAUUGAAUAAUUUUAUUCUGCUACACAUCGAAGGAGAACACUGUACAGAAAUAUAUAUAUUCUAACUGUUUUAAUAAAUCUAUAUUUGUAAAAAAUUUAAA
Molecule: messenger RNA, 1059 nt
Organism: Monomorium pharaonis (pharaoh ant)
Lineage: Eukaryota; Metazoa; Arthropoda; Insecta; Hymenoptera; Formicidae
Product: ras-related and estrogen-regulated growth inhibitor
Exons: 4
Coding region: 202-939 (245 amino acids)
Molecular function (GO): GTP binding; GTPase activity
Source: RefSeq, a predicted model, not a curated record